Messenger RNA from Echinostoma caproni, 1032 nucleotides. NCBI's taxonomy places the organism in Eukaryota, Metazoa, Platyhelminthes, Trematoda, Plagiorchiida, Echinostomatidae. The record is from the annotation of a GenBank genome assembly.
AUGGAACGCUUACACAGUGAAAAUCUCUCGCCGACACGGCGAGAAGUAAAGUCUCUCUUCUUCUCUGUUUGCAAACAGAAAGAGAAACGGAUCAAUCGCAGAGUUGGACGCGCACUCGUGAGCACACCACCGAAGGAAUUCUGGACGCUUAAAUGGCCUGUGGCCACUACCAGUCCUGUGACCCGACCUGAACCAACAAUCACAAAUGGCAAAUUUUGCCGUGAGAUGGACCGCAGGCAUGUGCAGGAUGUUCUUCGCCUGGCGGGAAUGUCCCCCGCAACGAGCACUGUAAAGUGUCACAGGGUGGGACUGUGGAAGAGGGAAAAGGCACUACACCCACGUCCUCUAAUGGUGACAUUCGGCAGCACGCCUGCUAGUAAUGUGCUACUGACAAGGGCCUUAGAUGGUGAAACCAUUACUCAGGAGGCUAUAACGAUUAACCCGGACAAUGGUACACUGGGUUACAGACUCCCUUCUCCGACUGUGACAAGAUCGACGGGGACUGCGGUUUGCAAACCUGAAGUCAAGUUACACGGAAUUGGGGAGCUCCAUAAAAUCAAGGUAACAGCCGGCAUACAAGAGCAUGUGAGUAGCGUUUCGAGCGCGACUAAGCCGGUUGAAAAGCCGAAAGCAUCACCCUUGGGUGAAUCGACAACAAAGUUAAGGAGUGUCUUACAGCGCACGGGACCUCAAGCCAAAAAAGUACCCAAAGCCAAGAAAACCCAGGUAGCUCCCAAAAGCAUUGCUCCCGACCUGGCAACCGAGGUUAUAAAGCAAAAGAGCACGAACGUAGACAAAGAGAUAACUGCUCCUGCAAGGGAACAGCAUCUUGAACGAAAGACAGGACCACUGGAAACACCAGAAAGGUCAGCUGGAUCCCGCAGCUGGGCCACGGUAGUGGUCAAAACACUUCGGCGCAAGUCAGCCGUGGUGAAUGGGAGCUCCAGUGGGCCAGUAGACCUGGAAGAUCUUGUGAGUCCAGUGUUAGGCCUCAGAAUUACGAAUAUAGGUCAAGCCAAAGGUGGACUGUAA